UCAUGUGCAAUCAUCGACCUGUAGUUUGCAUAUCGGUUUUAGUAACUUGAUUAUGAAUGUAAAGUUGAAAGCAUCGUUGAAAUUUAAGGCGGCUGAUUUGAUAAAGAUUACCGUCACGACCAUUUAAAGUUGAUGAGAUAAACAAAUAAACAAGGUAAUCUAUCUAGCAUUGAUAUCCGGUAUCUUGAAAGAGACUUAUCAGCUGAUCAUUGGCUUUCUGUUGAAAGAGACACAUACAUGAGACGAUGGGAUGGUUAAGACACUUCAGUGUGAUUUUCUUUGCUGUCGUCUUUUAUAAGAUAUACACGUAUUUUAGGGGGACUUCAUUGCCACCGGUUGUUGAAGGCAAUUUUCAUCCAGAUUUCAGAGAGGUUGCCAAUGUGUUCAGAAAGCUUGUGGAGGAUGGAAGUGAAAAGGGGGCGUCAUUUGCCGUCUACUACCGUGGGAAGCCAGUGGUAGACAUGUGGGGUGGAUAUGUUGACUUAGAGUCAGAGCAAAGAUGGAGAGAGGACACAAUGACAUUGGUCUUUUCUUGUACCAAAGGAGUAGCUGCCAUUGUAGCAGCAAAGCUUGCUGACAGAGGAUUCCUUGAUUAUAAGAAAUUGGUGUCACAUUAUUGGCCUGGAUUUGGUAAAAAUGGAAAAGAGAAUAUCACGGUUGAAAUGCUUCUGAGUCAUCAGGCAGGCCUUGUUACAACCAAUGAGACUGUUCCAUUACAUUGGUUAUUAACAGACCCUGAUAGGUUGGAACAAUUCCUAGAAAACCAAACACCAACCAUUGAACCAGGCUUGGGAGUUAUCUACCAUGCUAUCACCUAUGGUUUGUACUUGGACCGUUUGCUGCCUAAAAUUGAUCCCAAAGGUCGGUCAGUGAAACAAAUGUUUGAAGAAGAUUUUGCAAACAAGUUCAAUAUAGACUUUUCUAUUGGAUCAACCCAAUCUGAUGACUAUCGGUUUGCUCCUUUCACAUCACUUGAUGUCAGUAACUUGAUAUUCAGGUUUCUUACCAAACCAUCUUACUGGGAUGUGUUACUUAAUAUGGCCUGGCCAAACUCCCUAGUACUGACAGCAAUGACUGCCAUAAAGGAGACUGAAAAGAUUGCGAUGUUUAGAAAUCCAGAGAUUCGGCAGGUCCCUCUAGUGUCCACUAUGGGUCAUGGUAAUGCCCGUUCACUAGCCAAACUGUACGGAAUUCUCGCUAAUGGUGGGCAGAUGGAUGGAAAGCAAAUGUUAUCACAAGACAUGAUCAACAUCCUGAAUAAACCAGUGGUGGAUAAACUCAGUCUGGAUUUAUACAGACCUGUAACAUAUGGACUUGGUGUCAUAUUCUUUGGCAAUCCACAGGGUGGAAAGGUGUUUGGACACACUGGUUUUGGUGGACAGAUGGCAAAUGCAGACUUAAAGAACCACCUAAGUGUUGCCUACAUUACAAAUCAUCUGUCAGAAUAUGCAUUCGGAGAUGAUCCCAAGUAUUUAGCUUUACAAAAAGCCACUUACAAUUGUCUCGAGAAACAUUCCAAAAGAUAUUCUAAUUAAAGAUUGAAAUCUU
Molecule: messenger RNA, 1548 nt
Organism: Ylistrum balloti
Lineage: Eukaryota; Metazoa; Mollusca; Bivalvia; Pectinida; Pectinidae
Product: beta-lactamase domain-containing protein 2-like
Exons: 8
Coding region: 246-1535 (429 amino acids)
Source: RefSeq, a predicted model, not a curated record